Messenger RNA from Cannabis sativa, 870 nucleotides. RefSeq names its product small ribosomal subunit protein uS13m. The transcript has 3 exons. Bases 147 to 611 code for a protein of 154 amino acids. Gene Ontology annotation, molecular function: RNA binding; structural constituent of ribosome. Gene Ontology annotation, cellular component: small ribosomal subunit; ribosome; mitochondrion. Lineage: Eukaryota; Viridiplantae; Streptophyta; Magnoliopsida; Rosales; Cannabaceae. Gene Ontology annotation, biological process: translation. The record is from RefSeq and is a predicted model, not a curated record.
UUUUCACUACUGCUGUCGUUGUGUUUUGUUCUUUAGUAUCCUUAUGAUUAAACCCCUAAACUCCAAGAGAGAGAGAGAGAGAGAGAGAGAGAGAGAGAGAGAGAGCUCAUAACCCCAUUAAUCUCCUCAAAAUCGAUCCUCAACUAAUGUUUUGCUUGAGGAAUUCAGCUCUCUCCAAUAUUCGAAUUCAACUUCUUCAAUCUUUAUCAAGGAUCAAUGGAGCAGGAGGAGGAGCUCGACUCAUCAGUGUGAAAGCGGGAAUGGAGAUUCCAGACGGAAAGCGACUCGAGUUUGCACUUCCAUACAUCCAUGGGAUCGGCAGAGCCAGAGCUCGUCAAAUUCUGUCUGAACUGAACAUGGAUAACAACAAACUCGCCAAGGAUUUAACAAAAAGGGAAAUCUUUCUUCUUGGUGAAGAACUCUCCAAUUUUGUUAUUGGAAAAGAAUUGAGGAAUUGUGUUGAGAGAGAUAUGAAGAGAAUGGUGGAGAUUCAGUGCUAUAAAGGGAUUAGGCAUAGGGAUGGAUUGCCAAGCAGAGGACAACGAACAAGAACUAAUGCUCGAACCAAGAAGAGUUCUUCGCCUAUGUCUCUUGCAUUGAGAAAGAACUAGUUUGGUUGGCCUCACUUUUCUCUACCAGAUUGGUUUUAAUUUUUCAUUUUGAUCUUAGUUUAAUUAUCUUCUUUGGUAUAUUUGUUGAGAUCAUAUUCUUGAAACCCAAUUGGCAUUGCCGCGUUCGUAACUCUUGACAUGAUUUUGUUUUGGUAUAUCUUUUUAAUUUGAUAUUGAAUGUAUCAAUAACAAUAACAUUGUUGAUUGGUGUUGAGUACUGUAGGAGAGUAGGAAUAUCAUUAACAAUACUCUUUUUGCA